This is a messenger RNA of Scleropages formosus (Asian bonytongue), 1140 nucleotides long. Its product is annotated as WW domain binding protein 1-like. Lineage: Eukaryota; Metazoa; Chordata; Actinopteri; Osteoglossiformes; Osteoglossidae. Bases 464 to 997 code for a protein of 177 amino acids. The transcript has 5 exons. The record is from RefSeq and is a predicted model, not a curated record.
UGUAGCAGUUCCCGCUUGCGGAAGGCGGUGUGUGUCGGAGGCGAGGAAACGGGACUUUUCUUUACCCCUCCUUCUCCGAUUUGUGACCCAUCGUACACGGCAUUGUUCGGGCAGCUACCGAGGACGCGCACGGAGCGGCGCGCACGCCGGCAUGCGCUGCAGAUAGCCAGCGGCGGCCCGUCCUGUCUCUUGUCUGAACUUGGUGCGAGUUAACAUGGCAACCGAGCGGCUCGUGGGCGCCGCCGCGCGCGACUGACUCGGUCGGUGAGUGAGUCCGCGCUCGGGUGUUGGCCGCUCUGUCUCUGUUCCGCUUUGCGGAGAACACGCGCGUCGUCGUUGGGCGCAGUUUGAGAAGAAGCCGUUCGACGUCGGUUAUUAGUAUUUGGAUUGGAAGGAGUCGUUCGGCUGGGGUCCCAGGGAUUUUUUUUUUGGAUUAUGAGAACCACCUUUCACUGAACUUAAUAUGGAGCUUUACUGGUACAUAAUCGUCAUAAUAUUCAUCAUCAUAAAGAUCUUUUUCUACAUCUGCUGGUACCGGUCACGGCAGCGGCAGCUGGCAGCCUACCUGAGCAACCCCCGCAAUGCACAGAUCGUCAUCGUCGGGGGCAGGGCUUACCUGCACCAGAUGUGUGAGAGCCAGAACACGUCAAUCUGGCCUAGCUGGUACGGCAUCCAGGACGACAGCUCCGUUGGCGAGCCCUCGGCAUCCCUGCCGCCAGCGCCCUCAUACACUCAUCUGGACGUGCCUCCUCCAUAUGAAGCAGUCUCAGGAACUGAUGACUUAAAGCCACCCCCCUACAGUGAGUACGCACAGGCGGACGUUGUAGGUGACCCUCAGGCCAUUCUCAUCCCAGAAAGUUGUGACCCCAGCAGUGUCUGUGAUGCUCCGCCCCCAUACUCACCCACCCCUAACACAGGGGGCCCACUGCAGGAGGGAGGUGCUACCCAGGGAUCGCCGCCAGAGGAAGGCGCUCCAGCUUCCUCCCCAUGUCAUUGAACCCUCCCUGACCUAGAGGGAUUUAUUGGCCAACUGCCUGGGGAGUCCUUGCAGCGAAAACCCCAUGGCAGAUGUGUGCCAAAAAGUUCAGAAUGACUUCUACAUGUUGCCAUUGAUAUGUCAGGAAAAAGUAUUUAAAAAAA